AGCAGGGCGCUUUUUGCGGCCGCCAUUUCUUCCGCCUUCAGUCUCGACAUUUUGUAGAGCUUCCAACAGCGCUAUGUUGGGACAGAGCAUCCGGAGGUUCACAACCUCUGUGGUUCGUCGGAGCCACUACGAGGAGGGUCCAGGGAAGAGUAUACCAUUUUCAGUGGAAAACAAGUGGAGGUUACUAGCUAUGAUGACUUUGUUCUUUGGGUAUGGAUUUGCUGCGCCUUUCUUUAUAGUGAGACACCAACUGCUUAAAAAGUAA
This is a messenger RNA of Cervus elaphus (red deer), 265 nucleotides long. RefSeq names its product cytochrome c oxidase subunit 7C, mitochondrial-like. Gene Ontology annotation, biological process: mitochondrial electron transport, cytochrome c to oxygen. Lineage: Eukaryota; Metazoa; Chordata; Mammalia; Artiodactyla; Cervidae. Bases 74 to 265 code for a protein of 63 amino acids. The transcript has a single exon. The record is from RefSeq and is a predicted model, not a curated record.